Talaromyces marneffei is the source of this 2235-nucleotide messenger RNA. RefSeq lists its product as uncharacterized. Gene Ontology annotation, molecular function: RNA helicase activity; nucleic acid binding; ATP binding. Gene Ontology annotation, cellular component: 90S preribosome. Lineage: Eukaryota; Fungi; Ascomycota; Eurotiomycetes; Eurotiales; Trichocomaceae. The transcript has a single exon. The record is from RefSeq and is a predicted model, not a curated record. Bases 1 to 2235 code for a protein of 744 amino acids. Gene Ontology annotation, biological process: maturation of SSU-rRNA.
AUGGACGCCUUCAAGUUGUUGACCAGGUCAACAAAAUUAAAGCCUUCCACGCCGACUACUACUAGCCGGCUCCCUUCCGCUGGCAAGGCAGCUAACCCGCAACUCUUUGGUUCUGCAGAAGAGCUUCAGUCCAGCAAAAAAAGGAAGCGACAUGCAGAUCAAGUACCGGAAGAUAAAAACGAUGAUUUUGAGGCCACUCAGCGUCUCUUGUUCGGUGGCGGACAUUCGACAGCUGCUCCCGCUACUACGGGAGUAAAAGAAUCUAAAAAGACUCAAAAAUCUAAAAAAGAUGAAUCUGCAAAGAACGACAAGACAGAAGCCCCAGAUGAUUCAGAUUCAGAACAACAAGAUCAAGGCGAUGUCAUGGACGAGUCUGAGCGUCGGACAAUUCUAAAAACUCACAAGAUAAAAAUCGUCGACUUGAGAGAUCUCGAAGACAUUCUGGCGGACAAGGCUGAUGACCACGACGAUGAUGAUGAUGCCAAAGCUAAGAAGAAGAAGAAACGAAAAAUCAGCAAGGAGAUAGCUGCCCUCAGCAAAAAGAGACAGAAACAGGCUAGACAACUUUAUCCAGAGCCUUUGACUUCAUUUCAAGAUUUGCGAAAGAAAUAUCAGAUUUCCAGGAAAUUAGCAGAGAACAUUGCCGAACAAGGUUUCACAGUGCCAACUGAGGUGCAGAUGGGCAGUUUGCCGCUUCUCCUUGGAAGUACAUCGCCUACAAAAGAUGCUCAGGAGCCUGAUUUGCUGGCUGUCGCACCUACGGGUAGCGGGAAGACGCUGGCUUUCCUCAUUCCUUUGAUCAACAAGACGGUCCGAUAUCAUCGAGAGAACCCGGGACAACGCGAGAUCUCGUCGAUUGUCGUCGCGCCUACGAAAGAGCUUGUAGGUCAGAUUGUCAACGAGGGGCGCAAACUGGCAGUCGGAACGGGCGUGAAGAUUACAGCCAUGAGAAAAGGAAUGCAGGUUGUGGUUCGACCUGAGGAAGAUGACGCGGGCGAAGAUUCGGAAGAUUCAGCGUCUGGAUCUGAGUCUGACGACGCAGAUGAAGAGAAGUCGGCGAAAUCAAAAGACAGCAAAAAGUCAGAUAUUCUGACAAAGAGUGACAUCCUCGUUACAACACCACUUGCCUUAGUUAAUGCUCUGUCCGUGAAGGAUACGGAAGAGAAGGAGUCGCUUCCUUCGGUGCGUCAUCUCGUACUAGACGAGGCAGAUGUGUUGCUCGAUCCAUUAUUCCGCGAACAAACACUCGCAAUCUGGAAUUCAUGCACCAAUACCAAUCUCGGAAUAUCUUUCUGGUCCGCCACAAUGGGCUCAAGUAUCGAAGAACUUACAAAAUCGACACUUGAAUCGCGUCAUGAGUCGCUUAAUGCAGAAAAGAGACCUCUACUUCGACUAGUCAUUGGUCUCAAGGAUUCAGCUGUGCCAAAUAUUCAACACAAACUCAUCUACGCUGCUACUGAGCAAGGUAAAUUGCUUGGAUUGCGACAAUUGCUUCAUCCUACUGCUGCUAUCGCUCCCAAUGAAGUUCGACUUCGUCCACCCUUUCUCGUCUUCACACAGACCAUUACUCGAGCCGCCGCAUUACAUUCAGAGUUGCUGUACGACAUCCCAAUUGAAGCCGGCGGCUCAUCUCGCAUCGCUGUUCUUCACUCCGAUUUAUCCGAAACACGUAGAUCCGAAAUCAUGAAAGGCUUCCGAAAAGGCGAAAUCUGGAUUAUCAUCACAACCGACCUGUUGGCCCGCGGCGUGGAUUUCCGUGGUAUCAACGGUGUUGUGAACUAUGAUAUCCCAACAUCAAGUGCAGCAUAUGUUCAUCGAGUCGGCCGAACGGGCAGAGCUGGCCGUGAGGGAGGUGUUGCCGUGACAUACUACACGAAGGAGGACAUUCCAUAUGUCAAGAGCAUUGCCAACCUCAUUCACGCCAGUGAGAAGCUUCAGGGCAAAGAGCAGUCUGUGCAGAAGUGGCUUCUUGACUCUCUCCCAGAUCUCAGCAAAAAGGAUAAACAAGACCUGAAAAGACAUGGCGUUAAAGCUCGCGCGGCUUCUGCUAAGCUCAAACACGAUACUGAGAAGGGUGGGAAAGCUCGUAUCAGUACAAAGAGUGGAUACGAUCGUCGCAUGGAAAAUAAGAGGAAGGGCGCUAUUUCUGCAAGUCGCAACAGGGCUCAGCAAUCUUCGACCGCAAAGGAUGCUGCGGAUAGUGGUGAUGAUGAGUGGCAAGGAUUAGAUGAUUAG